CUCUCAUUCAAAGCUCGUCAACUUUUCCGGCCAACAUGCUUUCUUUGAAAGUCCUCUUCAUCUCCGCCGCCCUCAUGUUCGCGGCGCUCGGCCUCAAGGCCUCUCUUCCGGUGGCCGCCGCCUACCUCCCUCCUCUCUGGACCUUCUUCCUCCUUUGCUCCACGCCUCCUUACCUCUUCGUCAUCCUCAACGCCAUCAUCAUCUCCAUCGUCGCCUCCUCCAAGUUCCACCACUCCACCGUUCCCUCCAUUCCGGAAGAAAAGGCCGUGCUGCGUAACGGCUUAGCCCCGCUCGAAGAAGAAGAAGAAGAAGAAGAAGAAGAAGAAGAGAAGAAAGUAAUCCAAGAAAGAAUAACGAUGGAGAGAACAAACUCAACGGAGAUUCCAUCGCAGAUGGAGAAGCCUCUGGUUUCUGCUAGGUUCUCUCACCGGAAGUUUCUUAAAUCCACUUCCGAAGGUGGGAGAGCGUUGAGGGUGGUGGCUAAGGCAAAACGGCACGAGACAUUGGAGAACACGUGGAAGGCGAUAACGGAGGGUCGUUCCGUGCCAUUAAGCAGACACAUGAAGAAGAGUGACACGUGGCAGGUCCCACACCAAAACAAGUCCGAGGAUUCGCCCCUGAAGCUACGGAAAGAACCGUCGCUGAGUCAAGACGAGUUGAAUCGGCGCGUGGAAGCCUUCAUAAACAAGUUCAACGAGGAGAUGAGAUUGCAAAGACAAGAAUCGUUGGAACAGUACAUGCAGAUGAUUAAUCGUGGUGCCGCUUAAUCUUUCAUAUUUACAUCAACUACAAAACAAUGUAAAUCUUUCGACUGUAUAGGGCUAUCAUUGCCAUAUAAGUUUAUGGUUGGGUUAGACUCAUAUAUCAUCAUUACUUCUUUUGUUUGUUUUUUUGUCCCUGUAUAUUGCUCCACAUACCAAAAAUGUGGUUCAACUUCAACAUCAAUUAGCCUAGCUAGGAAAGAACACACAGACAAAAAACUCUUGGGGAACUUGGGAUUUUUAGUCUUGUUCCUCGUUUUAUUAUUAUUUUUGUUUUUAGUGAAACCUCUUUCUCUGUAAUUAAUACCAUGCAUCAAUGGAAGCUUGUAAUGUUUAUUUCA
Messenger RNA from Cajanus cajan (pigeon pea), 1102 nucleotides. RefSeq lists its product as uncharacterized. The record is from RefSeq and is a predicted model, not a curated record. NCBI's taxonomy places the organism in Eukaryota, Viridiplantae, Streptophyta, Magnoliopsida, Fabales, Fabaceae.